AGUCGCAACUCAUAGAACAGAGCAAGACAUGAUCUGGGAAUGGACAUGGUAGACCGUUCACUGUCUCUCAGUGUGAAGAACAGGACAGUAAAAUACAUUUAAGGGUGGAAGGGCAGUGGAAAAUCAAGAUGCCUGUAAACCAGUCUCGAUCCACGAGGGACCGAAACAAUGUGCUGAACAGACCCGAGUUUAUGUCUCUAAAUCAGCCUUUAAAGAGCGCUGGCGCGGAAGCUCGCGGCACUGCGCGGAGGCCGUCGCAGAGACAGCAGCAAUCACACCAGCCAGGCGAAAAUGCGCAGAACGAGUCACCCGAGAACAAUAAAGAAAAGAAGGAAUUACCAGAAGAAGACUGCAUGCAGCUUAACCCCUCAUUCAAAGGCAUCGCUAUGAACUCUCUUCUGGCCAUUGAUAUUUGUAUGUCUAAGCGGCUCGGCGUGUGCGCGCACCCCACAUCGUCGUGGGGAAGCGUGCGCUCUAUGGUCAAGCUGCUCGCGCUCACUGGCCAUGGCAUCCCGUGGAUCUUCGGUACAAUUUUGUGUCUUACAAGAAGCAACACGUUGGCAGGUCAAGAGGUAUUGGUCAAUUUGCUGCUAGCUCUCUUUCUGGAUGUGAUGACUGUAGCAGGCAUGCAGAAGUUGGUGAAGCGUAAAGGGCCUUGGGAAAUGGCACCCAGUUUCCUCGACUACCUGGCCAUGGAUAUUUAUUCUUUCCCAGCAGCACAUGCAAGCCGAGCAGCCAUGGUGUCUAAAUUCCUGUUAGCACAUUUGGUGCUUGCAGUUCCUCUGCGUAUUUUGCUUGUGUUGUGGGCCUUCCUAGCUGGCACAUCCCGUGUGUUUCUGGGUCGCCACCAUCUGACAGAUGUCGGAUGUGGCUUUGCCUUGGGAUUCCUUCAUUACAGUUUAGUGGAGAUGGUCUGGCUGUCUUCCAACACGUGCCAGACUCUAAUAUCCAUAGGAACAUUCAACUGGAGCCCCCUCUACUGAUCAUUUCAGGAUUUCAAAAGCCGCUGCAUGUUUUUUUUUUUUUGUUUUUUUUUUCAGAUUAAGUGACUUCCGGCUAUACUGAAAAGUGCAUGACUGAAACAUGCACUAAAAAAAACCUUUUCCUAAGCAGCACACAUCUAUUAGCUUUAUUUGAACAUUUCUUGUACCAUUUCUGCUAAAGCAAUAUAAAGUUUGGAGAAACGCUUCAGGUGCACAGUUCCCUUUCACUUUAAGAGAAAGGAUGUUGAUGCAAGACUUUUUUCUUUUUUUUACUGUCAACAUUGAUUAAAGGCCAAAUCACUAUGUGUGAUUUAAUAUCAAUUGGCUAAUGGAUUUUAUUGAUCACAGAGCGAAGCAUUUGCUCAGGGACUUUAUCAAGCAGCAUAAUAAGUCAUUUCAGAUUUCUAUUUUCUUGGAACUGUAUGUGAUUUUCUGAAUAUUUACAAUGUAUAUAAAAUGUUGUAAAUGAAACCACCAUGGACUGUUUUACAUGAUACCAUGGCUAAUUUGAGACUUUUUUGGACUGUUUUUUGCUUGUCUGGAGUUUAAAUUCAGCUGUCCUGACAUUUCACGAUACUCUGAAUGCAUCACAUUUAUAUGAAUGAAAUUACUGAACAUUUCAAGCACAUUUUUUUCACUUUUACCAAAAUUUGCAAUGUUGUUUAUAUGAAAUUUAUGUUUUAUGUUAUGUAUGUCUUCAAUCACUGCAAGCCCCAGAUUUGCCAUUUUAUAUGAUUUUCACUCCAAUGUUAUAUGUGUAUGGGCCUACCAUACAUGAAAGAAUCCCUUCAAUGAAUUUGAUACCUUCUUGUUGUAAUCAAAAGUAUUUUAGUGUUGUACAGAUUGAUUAAAAACAUAAAUGAAACAUAAAUCAAACAAGUUGUACUUCUUUUAUCAACAGUAUAUAUAUUGGUCAUGAGUUUAGGUUAUUGUGUAUA
Molecule: messenger RNA, 1921 nt
Organism: Pimephales promelas (fathead minnow)
Lineage: Eukaryota; Metazoa; Chordata; Actinopteri; Cypriniformes; Leuciscidae
Gene: plpp7a
Product: phospholipid phosphatase 7a (inactive)
Cellular component (GO): nuclear envelope
Molecular function (GO): sphingosine-1-phosphate phosphatase activity
Source: RefSeq, a predicted model, not a curated record